AACACGGCCAUUGGUGUGUCCUUGCUAAUGCUUCCUGCUGCCCAGCUGCGCUUUCCAAAUACCCUUUCGGUCGCCCUUGGCGAACUAUUGGUAUAAUAUUUAUAAAGUUAUUUUAGUGUGUCCGUACUAUGGCUGCAAAACUGUUCCCCGUCAUAAAGUUGGUCACCAAGGUGUCGGUGGCGGGCGGGGCGCUCUACGUGGCCUACGACACAGGCUUACUGGGAAGCGGCGAGAAAGGUGCAGAGGUCCUCGGCAAGGCUAAGGCAGCCAUCCCCCCCGCGCUGCAAGAGUGGAUGAAAUAUUUUGGUGUAGAGGUUCCGGCUCCUCCUAAAAUCGAUCUCUCUCCCAAAGAAACAUGGAACACAGGAGUACAGAAGUCUGUUUCUGCACUUUCCGUGGCCCCCACCAAAGUGUGCGAAUACACCAACCAGGGAAUCCAGUACCUGAAAAACUUGAGCAAGUGAUUGUUGUCAAUGCAAACUUGUAUAUAUCAGUGUACCAGUUUUUAUUUUAUUAUUUUGUAAAGGGUGAGAGCGUUCUUUCUAGAUGGUCAAACUAAAGAAUGGUCCCAUGGUGAUACAGCUAUAUUUUGUAUUUGCCCUUGUGUGAAGGUCCAUUUAUUCAUAAUGAAAAUGGGGGAAUUUUCAGAGCCCAAGUCUGAAAAAAGAGGUGCAAAAUCCAUUUUUCCUGCAAAUAAAAUUGUUUCUAAUCUCCGUUGACUGUCUUGAAGAUG
Messenger RNA from Scleropages formosus (Asian bonytongue), 733 nucleotides. RefSeq names its product mitochondrial contact site and cristae organizing system subunit 13 (gene micos13). Lineage: Eukaryota; Metazoa; Chordata; Actinopteri; Osteoglossiformes; Osteoglossidae. Gene Ontology annotation, biological process: cristae formation. Gene Ontology annotation, cellular component: MICOS complex; mitochondrial crista junction. The coding region runs from base 129 to 464 and encodes 111 amino acids. The record is from RefSeq and is a predicted model, not a curated record. The transcript is spliced from 4 exons.